Nomascus leucogenys (northern white-cheeked gibbon) is the source of this 1896-nucleotide messenger RNA. It is a transcript of the gene CHI3L1, whose product is annotated as chitinase 3 like 1. The record is from RefSeq and is a predicted model, not a curated record. Gene Ontology annotation, molecular function: chitin binding. Gene Ontology annotation, cellular component: extracellular region. NCBI's taxonomy places the organism in Eukaryota, Metazoa, Chordata, Mammalia, Primates, Hylobatidae. Gene Ontology annotation, biological process: chitin catabolic process; carbohydrate metabolic process.
GGUAAUCCAUAGUACUCCCCCGCCUCCACUUGCCAGCCUCGUCAUUCCUUCAUUGACACAUAGCUCAGUUCCCAUAAAAGGGCUGGUUUGCCGCGCGGGGGAGUGGAGUGGGACAGGUAUAUAAAGGAAGUACAGGGCCUGGGGAAGAGGCCCUGUCUAGGUAGCUGGCACCAGGAGCCGUGGGCAAGGGAAGAGGCCACACCCUGCCCUGCUCUGCUGCAGCCAGAAUGGGUGUGAAGGCGGCUCAAACAGGCUUUGUGGUCCUGGUGCUGCUGCAGUGCUGCUCUGCAUACAAACUGGUCUGCUACUACACCAGCUGGUCCCAGUACCGGGAAGGCGAUGGGAGCUGCUUCCCAGAUGCCAUUGACCGCUUCCUCUGUACCCACAUCAUCUACAGCUUUGCCAAUAUAAGCAACGAUCACAUCGACACCUGGGAGUGGAAUGAUGUGACACUCUACGGCAUGCUCAACACACUCAACAACAGGAACCCCAACCUGAAGACUCUCCUGUCUGUCGGAGGAUGGAACUUUGGCUCUCAAAGAUUUUCCAAGAUAGCCUCCAACACCCAGAGUCGCCGCACUUUCAUCAAAUCAGUACCGCCAUUUCUGCGCACCCAUGGCUUUGAUGGGCUGGACCUUGCCUGGCUUUACCCUGGACGGAGAGACAAGCAACAUUUUACCACCCUGAUCAAGGAAAUGAAGGCCGAAUUUGCAAAGGAAGCCCAGCCAGGGAAAAAGCAGCUCCUGCUCAGCGCAGCAGUGUCUGCGGGGAAGGUCACCAUUGACAGCAGCUAUGACAUUGCCAAGAUAUCCCAACACCUGGAUUUCAUUAGCAUCAUGACCUACGAUUUUCAUGGUGCCUGGCGUGGGACCACAGGCCAUCACAGUCCCCUGUUCCGAGGCCAGGAGGAUGCAAGUCCUGACAGAUUCAGCAACACUGACUAUGCUGUGGGGUACAUGUUGAGGCUGGGGGCUCCUGCCAGUAAGCUGGUGAUGGGCAUCCCCACCUUCGGGAAGAGCUUCACUCUGGCUUCUUCUGAGGCUGGUGUUGGAGCCCCAAUCUCAGGACCAGGAAUUCCAGGCCGGUUCACCAAGGAGGCAGGGACCCUUGCCUACUAUGAGAUCUGUGACUUCCUGCGCGGAGCCACAGUCCAUAGAAUCCUCGGCCAGCAGGUCCCCUAUGCCACCAAGGGCAACCAGUGGGUAGGAUACGACGACCAGGAAAGCAUCAAAAGCAAGGUGCAGUACCUGAAGGACAGGCAGCUGGCGGGCGCCAUGGUAUGGGCCCUGGAUCUGGAUGACUUCCAGGGCUCCUUCUGCGGCCAGGAUCUGCGCUUCCCUCUCAUCAAUGCCAUCAAGGAUGCACUCGCUGCAACUUAGCCCUCUGUUCUUCUGCAUACAGCACGGGGGCCAAGGAUGCCCCGUCCCCCUCUGGCUCCAGCUGGCCAGGAGCCUGAUCACCUGCCCUGCUGAGUCCCAGGCUGAGCCUCAGUCUCCCUCCCUUGGAGCCUAUGCAGAGGGCCACAACACACAGAUUUGAGCUCAGCCCUGGUGGGCAGGGAGGUAGGGAUGCGGCUGUGGGGAUAGUGAGGCAUCACAAUGUAAGACUCGGGACUAGUACACACUUGUUGAUUAAUGGAAAUGUUUACAGACCCCCAAGCCUGGCAAGGGAAUUUCUUCAACUCCCUGCCCCCCAGCCCUCCUUAUCAAAGGACACCAUUUUGGCAAGCUCUAUCACCAAGUAGCCAAACAUCCUACAAGACACAGUGACCAUACUAAUUAUACCCUCUGCAAAGCCCAGCUUGAAACCUUCACUUAGGAACGUAAUCGUGUCCCCUAUCCUACUUCCCCUUCCUAAUUCCACAGCUGCUCAAUAAAGUACAAGAGCUUAACAGUG